GCUGCAGCUCGCGGAACCCUGGGCUCAUGUCUGCGUUCCACUGUGCCUGGGCCCUGGUGGGCAGACCCACCCGGGCAGACCCACCCUCCCUCCAUCCUUCCGGUCGCGCAGGCCGCCCCAGCCGCCGCUUAGUUGCUUGGAGUCUACUGCAUGCUUCCUCAGCUCGGUGCGGACAGCUGGGCCUCUCCAUCCGCCCUCAGUAAACAUGGCGGCGCGGCGAUCAAGGCGGGCAAGGGGGUGGGGUCCCGCUGUCACCAAGCCGGGCGCUGCUCGGGCCGGGCUGGCCGGCUGGCCAGCUACCCACGUGGAGGAGGUCUCGCAGGGAAAGAGCAAUGCUGGUUUCGGAAAGAACGAAGGAGCUUUGGUAGUCCUGGCCGAACCACUGACGCGAGGCAAGGUAGCGCUUCCGCGGAGUGAGUGGCUGGAGUCGCGGGAGCCCUGUCUGGGAGGGCGCUGGGAGAGACCCGGCACACCUAAGGACAGCUAUUGCCUUUGGUGAGGACACCUGGAAAGGUCACCAAAGACAAUUGGAGUUCAUUUCAGCUACUUGAAGAAUCAGAGCUUCUACCUCUGCCCUGCUCCAGCAGCUCUGCCUCAGAACAGGGGCUGCUUCUCCAGCUCCCCUUAGACCAUGCCUCUGGAAGGAAGAGGAAUGCUGUGAACCUGAGCCAGGAAUCGGCUUGGAGCCGUUUGCCUUUACCUGCUCAGUCCAGUGACAGCUCAGAGCCCAGGAGCCCUGAGGCACAGGGGCACGGUGAGGAUGGAGGAGAGCACCUCAGCUCCCUUCUACACAACCUCAGACACCAACAAGGCGAUUGCCACCUUUUCUGUCGUGGACUAUGUGGUGUUCGGCCUGCUGCUGGUUCUCUCCCUCGCCAUUGGGCUCUAUCAUGCCUGCCGUGGAUGGGGCCGGCAUACUGUUGGUGAGCUGCUGCUGGCGGACCGAAAAAUGGGCUGCCUUCCUGUAGCGCUGUCCCUGCUGGCCACCUUCCAGUCCGCGGUAGCCAUCCUGGGGGCACCAGCUGAGAUCUACCGGUUUGGAACCCAGUACUGGUUCCUGGGGUGCUCCUACUUCCUGGGGCUCCUGAUCCCUGCCCACGUGUUCAUCCCAGUCUUCUACCGCCUGCGCCUCACCAGUGCCUAUGAGUACCUGGAGCUUCGCUUCAAUAAAGCAGUGCGGGUCCUAGGGACUGUGACCUUCAUCUUUCAGAUGGUGAUCUACAUGGGAGUCGCUCUCUAUGCACCAUCCUUGGCCCUCAAUGCAGUGACUGGAUUUGAUCUGUGGCUGUCAGUUCUGGCCCUAGGGAUUGUCUGCAACAUCUACACAGCACUGGGUGGGCUGAAAGCUGUCAUCUGGACAGACGUGUUUCAAACGCUGGUCAUGUUCCUAGGGCAGCUGGUGGUUAUCAUUGUAGGCUCUGCCAGAGUAGGCGGCUUGGGGCACGUAUGGGACGUGGCCUCCCAGCAUAAACUCAUCUCUGGGAUUGAGCUAGAUCCCGACCCGUUUGUGCGUCAUACUUUCUGGACUUUGGCCUUUGGGGGUGUCUUCAUGAUGCUGUCUUUGUAUGGCGUGAACCAGGCGCAGGUGCAGCGCUACCUCAGUUCCCGCUCAGAGAAGGCUGCUGUGCUCUCCUGCUAUGCAGUGUUCCCCUGCCAGCAAGUGGCUCUCUGCAUGAGCUCACUCAUUGGUCUGGUCAUGUUUGCUUAUUAUAAGAAAUAUACUAUGAGCCCCCAGCAAGAGCAGGCAGCACCUGACCAGUUAGUCCUCUAUUUUGUCAUGGACCUCCUGAAGGACAUGCCAGGGCUACCUGGGCUCUUUGUUGCCUGCCUCUUCAGUGGAUCCCUCAGCACCAUAUCAUCUGCAUUCAACUCACUGGCAACUGUCACCAUGGAAGACCUAAUUCAACCCUGGUUCCCUGAGUUGACGGAAACGCGGGCCAUCAUGCUUUCCCGAAGCCUUGCCUUUGCCUAUGGGCUAGUCUGCCUGGGAAUGGCCUAUGUUUCCUCUCAUCUGGGAUCAGUGCUCCAGGCAGCACUCAGCAUCUUUGGCAUGGUUGGAGGACCACUGCUGGGACUCUUCUGCCUGGGGAUGUUCUUUCCGUGUGCCAACCCUCUUGGCGCCAUCGUGGGCCUGUUGACUGGACUCACCAUGGCCUUCUGGAUCGGCAUUGGGAGCAUAGUGAGCAGGAUGGGUUCUGCCGCAACGUCCCCCCCCAUCAAUGGGUCCAGCUCCUUCCUGCCCAGCAACCUGACCAUCACCACUGUGACCACCCUGAUGCCUUCCACCACCCAGGCCAAGCCCACAGGACUGCAGCGUUUCUACUCCCUGUCCUACUUAUGGUACAGUGCACACAACUCCACCACAGUCAUCGUUGUGGGCCUGAUUGUCAGUCUGCUCACCGGGGGCAUGCGGGGCCGGACCCUGAACCCUGGCACCAUUUAUCCUGUGAUGCCAAAGCUCCUCUCACUCCUGCCCUUAUCCUGCCAGAAGCGGCUCUGCUGGAAAAGCCACAGCCAGGAUGCCCCCGUGGCCCCCAAACUGUUUGCAGAGAAGAUGAGGAACGGAGCACUGCAGGGCAGCGGGGACAAAGAAAGGAUGGCUGAAGAUGGCCCUGUCCACCAGCCGUGCAGUCCCACCUACGUUGUCCAGGAGACCUCCCUGUGACGGGACUCUAGCCUCCAGUCUGUCCGCCCUGCAGGACAGCAGCCACAGGCUGUUCUACAGUGCAGCAUGAGUCACUACACGUGUUCUGCAGGGUGGGGUGCAGUGAGCUAGCCCACACACAGGACCUUGACCUUUAAUGUAUUCACCUCCAUGGACGCUGUUGUGUGCAAGGGUGAGACAGGGUUUUCCUCAUCCCUUGCCAAUCUCUCUCAGGAUCAGCUUUGAACGGUACAGAACUAGGCGCAAGUGGACAAUCGGUGAAUACACAGGAAGAAGGCAUUUGAUUAAGUAUGACCAGAGAGUCCUUUGGAGUGAAUAGGAACAUUUCUUGUAACUGCCCUGGGGACUGAUUUGGCGAGAUUGGCCAGCACCUCCAUUAAGCAUGAAGUCCUUGGCUACCUGUUGAUUCCCUCCGCCUUCAUGUCAGCCAUUUGUGGGUGCCUGAACAGAUAACAGUUCAGGUUAUCUGUAACACUCAAGCCCCCCUCAUUCAUACCUGCCUACCUCGAUUCUUGAGAGGGAGUGUCCUGGAACUCAGAGUAGACAGUUGUGUAACAUCUGCUUUGUAGAGGGGGCAAGUUUUCUACACCGCAGGCCUCUCCUUCCUCAGGUGGUACUUAAGACAGGGUCCUCACCAGGUUCCUUCUGCAGUGUGCUAUCCUCUGACUCCUAAGCCAGGCCACCCUGGUUCAUUCUGUCAUCCAUGCGCCUAUUUCCUGUUGGAGUUUCUUCGUGCAUUUUGUUCCUAGGGAAUAAAAAAGCUGUUAGACCUAG
Molecule: messenger RNA, 3439 nt
Organism: Mesocricetus auratus (golden hamster)
Lineage: Eukaryota; Metazoa; Chordata; Mammalia; Rodentia; Cricetidae
Gene: Slc5a6
Product: solute carrier family 5 member 6
Exons: 18
Coding region: 761-2665 (634 amino acids)
Biological process (GO): pantothenate transmembrane transport; biotin transport; sodium ion transport
Cellular component (GO): membrane
Molecular function (GO): sodium-dependent multivitamin transmembrane transporter activity
Source: RefSeq, a predicted model, not a curated record